Theobroma umbraticum is the source of this 1246-nucleotide messenger RNA. Its product is annotated as putative inositol oxygenase. The record is from RefSeq and is a predicted model, not a curated record. Gene Ontology annotation, molecular function: iron ion binding; inositol oxygenase activity. Gene Ontology annotation, cellular component: cytoplasm. Lineage: Eukaryota; Viridiplantae; Streptophyta; Magnoliopsida; Malvales; Malvaceae. Gene Ontology annotation, biological process: inositol catabolic process.
GUAGUAAAUGGAAAGUAAGAUUUUCUGUUUAGGAUUCCAGGUGUUCUCAGAUAUCUCCUAAGGACUCCCUAGCAUUCUUUUAUAAAUUCCCAUUCUGACAGUCUCAUUUGUCACAGCAUCCAUUGCCUUCUCUUGAUUCUCUCUUACCUUCGUUGAUUGCAGUACUGAAGAUGACUAUCUGCUUUGAGAGUCCUGAACUAGCAGCGGCUACUCUACGAGAGGAGAAGAAGAUGCAGACGGAUGCUGAUAAACUCGUAUCAAAUGAAGAAUUUGCAGUGCCCGAAAACAAUGCUUUUGGGAAGUCAUUCAGGGAUUAUGAAGCAGAUGGUGAAAGGAAAGACAUUGUCGAGCAACACUACAAAUUAAGUCAUAUCAACCAAACCUAUGAUUUUGUGAAGCGGAUGAGGGACGAAUACAAGAAGCUUGAUAAGGCAGAGAUGGGAAUAUGGGAAUGCUGUGAACUUCUCAAUGACGUUGUGGAUGACAGUGAUCCUGACUUGGAUGAACCUCAGAUUCAGCACUUGCUGCAGAGCGCUGAAGCAAUCAGAAAAGACUAUCCUGAAGAAGACUGGUUGCACCUGACUGCUCUCAUUCAUGAUCUUGGAAAAAUCCUUGUUCUUCCAAAAUUUGGAGAGCUACCUCAAUGGGCUGUUGUUGGUGAUACAUUCCCUGUUGGAUGUGCUUUUGAUGACUCAAAUGUUCACCACAAGUAUUUCAAGGAAAAUCCUGACUUCAACAAUCCAAGUCACAACACCAAAAAUGGGGUAUACUCUGAAGGAUGCGGGCUAGACAAUGUGCUCAUGUCAUGGGGGCAUGAUGACUAUAUGUACAUGGUGGCCAAGGAAAAUGGAACCACAUUGCCUUCGGCAGGAUUGUUCAUCAUCCGAUACCAUUCCUUCUAUCCAUUGCAUAAGUACGGAGCAUAUACCCAGUUGAUGAAUAAGGAGGAUAAGGAGAACAUGAAAUGGCUUAAAAUAUUCAACAAAUAUGACCUCUACAGUAAGAGCAAAGUUCUGGUUGAUGUUGAAGAGGUCAAGCCAUAUUAUGAAUCUCUUAUUGCAAAGUAUUUUCCAGCAAAGCUGAACUGGUGAAACUUCAAGGCUCUAAGAGGGGAUUGCUGCAGCUGCAAAGCUUGUCCUGAUCUGAAGAGAAGUCAGUAGGACGGCUAGAUGAAGUAAAAUGUCAAUUAAAAGAGAAUUGUUGCAUAUAUUUUAAUAAAAUUCUUGAAUCUUAGGUUUGAUCUUUA